CAUCAAUAAAUCUCCCAAUCGACCGGCCCCUCCCUCUGUCGAACCAAACAAAAAGAAGAGCAGUAAUAUAUGCACAGUUAAUCUCAGCCGUCGGAUCAUUCAUCUGCCUUCUCUCGACUACAGAUCUUCGUCGUCUCUCGAAAAAGCCCCUUUCCCCUCUUUCUCACCGCGCCGGCGAGCCCUUCCCUCGGAGGGUUCUGUUGAAUACGUGUUAGAUUCUGAAGAUGCGUAUGACGAUGAUGAUGGAUUGGGGAGUAAUCUCAGCUUUGAAAUCGUUGAAUUAGCGAAUCUAAUCAAUCGUAGUAGUAGUAGUAAGCUUCUUCUUCUUCUUCUUCUUCUAGGGCUUUACUUGAGUCAUCUGUGUAAAUGGGCUGUUUACAUUCCACGGCUGCGAGAGAGUAUCAGGGACAUGAGAACCCUGUCAAGCUAGCUUCUGAGACUGCUUUUAGUGUGAGUGAGGUUGAAGCAUUAUACGAGUUAUUCAAGAGCAUAAGCAGCUCGGUUGUUGACGAUGGCUUGAUAAACAAGGAAGAGUUUCAACUUGCUUUGUUCAAGAACAGAAAGAAGGAAAAUUUGUUUGCCAAUAGGAUAUUUGAUUUGUUUGAUGUUAAACGAAAAGGUGUCAUUGAUUUUGGAGACUUUGUGAGAUCACUCAAUGUAUUCCACCCUAAUGCUUCUCUAGAGGAGAAAACAGAUUUCACGUUUAGGCUUUACGACAUGGACUGCACGGGCUACAUUGAACGCCAAGAGGUGAAGCAAAUGCUGAUUGCCCUUCUCUGCGAAUCUGAAAUGAAACUAGCUGAUGAUACCAUAGAAGUGAUACUCGAUCAGACAUUUGAGGACGCAGAUGUGGAUAGGGAUGGAAAGAUUGGGAAGACAGAGUGGAGCGAUUUCGUAAUCAAGAACCCAUCUUUGCUUAAGAUAAUGACACUUCCGUAUCUGAGGGACAUAACGACCACGUUUCCAAGUUUUGUCUUUAACUCGGAGGUGGAUGAGAUUGCGACAUGACCAAACAAGUUGGUUUAUAGUGACCAAGUUGUAGGCUGGACCAAGAACAAGAGCGAUUGGAACAAUGUUUAUGUAGUAUCAUUCUCUAGAACUUUUUCGUUUCUGGUAUUCUAUUUUAGUGUCACAAUUCUUAGUAUAUUAAGUUGUAGUUCCACGAAACAAUAUUAAUACAAAAUCUCAUUUCUGAUUAAAGAUUUGAAAGAACCGA
Molecule: messenger RNA, 1216 nt
Organism: Raphanus sativus (radish)
Lineage: Eukaryota; Viridiplantae; Streptophyta; Magnoliopsida; Brassicales; Brassicaceae
Product: calcineurin B-like protein 9
Exons: 9
Coding region: 367-1008 (213 amino acids)
Biological process (GO): calcium-mediated signaling
Molecular function (GO): calcium ion binding; kinase binding
Source: RefSeq, a predicted model, not a curated record